CCGGCACUGCGCAUGCGCAUUCAUUGUCUUCAGCGGUUUCUGUUGUUUGUUGAAUGAUGGCAGCUACUCUGACUUCAGCAGGAGGACAUAGCGCAAAGUUUAGUGUUGACUCUGUUUGAGGUACCAUGACCCAUUCCUGCAGUCGUCAGUAGACCGUUACCGUUAGCUCAGCUAAAGCUAGCUCAGCUCCGUUGUUUACCUGCCGGCUUUUACACACAAAGUGCCUGGAGAAAUGCAGAGAAUAAGCUCUUUGAAAACCGGUUGGCAGCUGCUGAAGUCUUGCUGUGAAGGAGCAGCAAAACAAGUUAAAACAUCGUCUUCGGCCUCACGAAAUUAUAGCCAUGGCUCCAGCUCCUUCGGGCUCCUCUUUGACAUUGAUGGGGUUCUGGUGCGGGGCAGGACACCGAUCCCUGCAGCCAAGGAGUGCUUCAGGGACCUGGUGGACCGCAACGGGAAAUACAGGGUGCCUGUUGUGUUUGUCACCAAUGCUGGGAACUGCAUGAGGCAGACCAAAGCUGAGCAUCUGUCAGACAUGCUUGAUGUGGAGGUGUCUCCAGACCAGGUGAUGCUGUCCCACAGUCCUCUGCGAAUGUUCACCCAGUUCCACAAGAUGCGUGUGCUGGUGUCGGGACAGGGGCCUAUCGAAGAGGUUGCACACAACCUGGGCUUUCAGGAUGUUAUUACUAUAGAUACCCUCAGAGAUGCAUAUCCUCUUCUAGACGUUGUAGACCACAACAGAAGGCCCAAAGACAGUAUUCCACCCACCAAAGGCUUACGACCAAUAGAUGCUGUCAUCUUAUUUGGUGAGCCAAUCAGAUGGGAGACGAACCUCCAGCUGAUCGUUGACGUGCUCCUGACAAAUGGGAACCCGGACAAUACCUGGAAUUCGAUGCAGUACCCUCACAUCCCGGUCCUGGCCUGUAACAUGGACCUGCUGUGGAUGGCCGAGGCAAAGAAUCCCAGGUUUGGGCAUGGCAUGUUCCUGGUGUCCUUAGAGAGCCUGUACAAGAAGGUCACAGGCUAUGACUUGAAGUACGAGGCUCUGAUUGGUAAACCCAGUGUGGUGACUUAUAACUACGCUGAGCUGCUGAUUAGACAGCAGGCUGAGGGACUCGGCUGGACUACACCUGUGAAGAGGCUGUAUGCUAUAGGUGAUAACCCCAUGGCUGACAUAUACGGCGCCAACCUCUACAACCACUACCUUCAGACUUCUCGCCGUACCAGAGCCCAGAUGCAGGCCAAGAGUGGUGGAGGAGGUGCGGACCCCUUGGCAGAAACUGUUGAUGACUCCCGCAAAAUGACAUCAGCAGAACUAGGUGGUGCGUGCAGUGCGUACGGGGCAGAGGAGGACCUCCCCGAGGGCUGUAGCUCCAUCCUGGUGUGCACAGGAGUAUACAGCAGAGACCAGCAGGAGCUGCCCUCAGACCGAGCCGCCACUGUCACUGAGCAGCGCAUCUUCCACGGUCACAGGGACUUCCGCUUCGACCCCAGCCUCACGCAGCCGUCCUUUAUUGUUCAGGAUGUGAAGGAGGCGGUGGAGCUGGUGUUUCAGCAGGAAGGCUGCUCUCUGAAGUAGGAUGGGUGGCGCUCAAACAGUAGCUUCAUCACACAGCCGUCCAGCUAACAGCUAGUGACCUUUAACCAUUAGUAGCAGCAGGAGAUUUUAGUGUGUUUUUUCACUAAGAUAUGUCUGUUAUUAUAAUAGGAGGGAUAUAGCUGUUUCAGUGGCUUUUUUCUAAAGAGAUUUUUUUUCAGUGCCAUAUAAUCAGCUGCAAAAAUACCAAUAUGCAGUUUUUACACUAAAUAUAGAAGAGUUGCGCCCAUUUUAAGCUGGUCGUGUGUGGUAGUGUGUCACAGACUGCUGCAGCAUUUUACAUUUCAUGAACAACACACACACCUCCCUGUUUCCACUGACUACCUGCUACCUUUAUAAAGUCAAGUGUGUGUCCUUUCUUGCCUUUGUACAACUCGGUUUCUGUCACCUCUCUAGCUUUUUUUUAACGCACACAGAUUGUGUGUAAGUGUAGGUGUUGAGUUACGUGGAUAUUCACUCCACUCAGAUUUUUAUAGUAUCUGUAGGUUAAUGGAUGAGAGUUGAAACAAAGCUACAUCUUAACCUGGGAAAAAGUCCAGCUUGAUCCAGAAAGAGCUCUGUAAAGACACAUCUGCUGGAUCAUCUGACACAACAUGUCCAGAUAAAGAUGGAUUUUAUUAUUUGCACAACUGUCUACCUAACUGGGUCAUCUUGGCUUUUCCAAAACCAACAGGUCUUAACUAGACCAGUCCUGCUGUUUGUUUUUACUGCUAUCAUAUUUCAGCUUGAUUUGUUUUUAAGCUAGAGUGAAUACAUAACCACUAAUGCUGAUGAGAUUAAGUUACCAGGUCUCACUUUAGUACCUCACCACUUUUGAUUUUAAACUUGAACAACAAAUACGGUCAUUUUAUUUUAGUAUUUUAUGAAACGGUUAAAAUUAUAUGUACCACAGUUUCAGUAGGAAAAGGUGCUAUUGUUCUGUCAAAUGGAAAUGUGUUGAAAAUCUUAUGCAGGGUUAAUGUAAAUGUCUGUCAGAGAAGGAUUUUGUGGGAGACAAAUGUAUUUAAAGUUGCAGCAAUAGUGAAAAUUUCACAAUGUACUGCUUUAUUAUAUAUAUAUGGUUUGUAAGGUGUCAACUAAGGGUUUAAAACUGUGUACUGAAGAAGACCUACAAUAUGAAAG
Molecule: messenger RNA, 2716 nt
Organism: Centropristis striata (black sea bass)
Lineage: Eukaryota; Metazoa; Chordata; Actinopteri; Perciformes; Serranidae
Gene: hdhd5
Product: haloacid dehalogenase like hydrolase domain containing 5
Exons: 8
Coding region: 233-1576 (447 amino acids)
Biological process (GO): glycerophospholipid biosynthetic process
Cellular component (GO): mitochondrion
Source: RefSeq, a predicted model, not a curated record